GAAGCAAACCAGCGUACGUGUGAAGAAAGACUCUACACCGAGGCAGGGUUGCAGCUUGCUACAAGAUUAUACAUCAUGCGUUUCUUGUUCAUCAUUGUUUUCGUUGUAUUUUUCACAAGUUGUGUGAAUUCAAGGAAAUGCUACCAGUGUGUAUCAUCGGAUGAAACCGUUGACGAGUCUUGUAUUGCAGGCACUAAUCUCACAUCCGUGGAUUGCGAGAGUAAUCAAGUAUGCACCACAUCGUAUGCGAAGACUGGAGAUUCGUAUGAAUUGUUCUACAGGGGAUGCGCUGACUCCGAUCAUUGUGUCAUUGGCUGUGUUACAUCAUUUAUUGGUGAUACUGAACAAUGUUCUUCAUGCUGUGACACUGACCAAUGCAAUGGUAGUACCAAUUUAUUUGGGAACACUUUCCUGAUGUCUGCUGUAUUUGCAACUGCACUAUAUUUGAUUAUUUGAAAUACGGCUAUGAAGACAUGUAUGCUUCGCGCUUUAAAUUUUUCAAUAUCUAAUAUAUCCUAGACGUGCAUGACCACUGAGACAGGGAUAAUCACGUGACUUUUCGUCCCUCAAAUAAUGUUCUAUUCCCACCUGUCGAUUGCAAUCAAAGCUCGCCAGUUCUAUAUUACUAUAGUAUUUGCAAAAAAAUAAUGUACUAAUACAUCACAAUGCGUAAAAAUGCAUAGUAUUAUAUAACGUUAUUGUACAUCUGUUUAUUCGGUAAUAAAGCAUGACUGCAUUACAUUUUA
Messenger RNA from Saccoglossus kowalevskii, 746 nucleotides. RefSeq lists its product as uncharacterized. NCBI's taxonomy places the organism in Eukaryota, Metazoa, Hemichordata, Enteropneusta, Harrimaniidae. The record is from RefSeq and is a predicted model, not a curated record.